Coregonus sp. 'balchen' is the source of this 6760-nucleotide messenger RNA. NCBI's taxonomy places the organism in Eukaryota, Metazoa, Chordata, Actinopteri, Salmoniformes, Salmonidae. The record is from the annotation of a GenBank genome assembly.
UUCAAGCAAGACAGAGGGGCAAUUAAAAAAGAUUUCUCUCCACUGUCCUCCUUGUGUGAUGUCACCAGUGGCAGAACUGUUGUAAUUGACUUGGUAGGGGUUGAUCAUUUCGUGCCCUGGUGUAGCCUCCCGUGCUCGAAAGUAGAAGGGAGUAGCAUCUUUUACCGAGGCGAUCGUGGCUCCCGAGGCCGCGAUCGAGUACCGCCAAGCCGGACAUCUCACGCCGGAAAAUAUGGAGGCUGUAGCCGACGAGCUGCGGGCCGGCUCUCAGAUUCCGGUUACUAUCGAUCAAAUAGUUAACGAUACACUAGUGGUUACGCUAACCUAUCAAGAAAGGAGCUACAUGGGGAUAUUACUCGAUUGCAACAAAAAGUGAGUCUUAUUUUUUUCGAAUAAUGUUAUACAUUUAUCACAAAGUAAUUAUCUAGCUAACGUUAUCCUGCUAGUGUUAGCUGGCUAAUGUAGCUAGAUAGCUACAUGGGCCUUCAUACAAAAUACUCCAAGGGGGUUUAGCUAACUUGCUAGUUAGUUAGCCAGCUAACGUUAACAGAUUUGCUCACUUUUACAGCCAACAUAUUAAUAGCAUAUAAACACGUGUAUCACUACUAUGAAACUUGGAUAAAGCCAAAAACCAUGUGAAAGUAACAUGCGAUGGGCAUUUCAAGAAAAAUUAUGCCAACGUGGGUACCACAGACGGUUAGUAUAGAUAUAUUUGUGGGUACCUUAAUACCUCAUUGUUAGCUUAGCUAUCAAGCUAGUUCACUGUUUGCUAGAUUUAGACUGGCAACAAUGUAUCCAACUAUGGCAGGCCUUGCUGAAACACCCUUUCUCAUAUUACACUUUUGUAUAUGCAUUCUUAUAAUUCAUCGAUCAACCUACAUCAUGUUUUAAUAGUUAGGCCUAUGUAAAGUGAUGGGCAUCACACCAUUUAAUAAUUUAGCCGACUUCUGGUGCCUUUACUGUAGGCCUAGGUUGAAACUCACAAAGUCAUAGAAUUGUACCCUUAUAAUGAUACAAUUAGGUCUAUUUAUAAAUGAUUGACCUGAAACUCAAAAUAAGAGAUUAUACAGCUGUUAAAGAUGGCACUCGUUGUUGAGUUAUCAAGGAGGUUACAGACACCAGCAAAACUAGGCUAUAGGCCUACUUUGUGCUUGACAAAGGGAACUAGAGUAGACAAUGUUGGCUAGAAAUCACAUUUAGGCCUAUGUAUAGGGUGUUAACAAUGGGUAGCCUAAGGUAUAACAUUUUCUUCGAAUGAUUGGUAUUAAUAUGGGGCAUGUGUUAUCUGGCAUCACACCAGGACUCUAGUCACAUGUUCUGGCCUUGUGUUGCACUAGCACAGCACAGUGCAGUGAGUGCAACUUUAAAUUCCACUGGGUUUAUUUAUUUAUUGUCAGCAUCAGAAUCUUAACAGCUUUUCCUGUAAGUAGGCCUACAUGUUCAUGUGAUCAAUCACUCCAAAUGCCCUGAGAUUCACCUUCCCCUGUGGCUUAAACAAAGAACAGUGUUUUGGCAUACAGGCCUAUUUUGGCUUGUCGGUGUCAAAAUGUGAGUUCUUCUUCCUUUAGGUUUAUAAAAAUGCAUUUCCCUUCAUUGUGUGUCUCCAGUUUCCAUGUCAUCUGUACUUUUUUGCAGGAUCUCUUUAUUUGGUAUACAUGAUUAAAUGGCAACAGUGUUUGAGUCAUGGCCGGUUAACCGCUAUGUCCUUGUAUACAGCCUAGGCCAGGACUUUCUGUACUGCCUGUGUCAAUCAUUGCGACGGCUGAGAUUUUGUUGCUCAAGAAGGGCCUUUAAAGGUCUCCCCCAAAGCACAGGAAACGGGCCUUGCUGAGCCGCUUUAUAAAAAGGUGCCAAUAGCUGCUCAUGGGGAAACGCCUUUCGGGCUUCCCAAAUGUGUUUUAAUUAAUAUUCUCAUAACACACAAGCUCCCAGCAGACAUUGAUGUGAAAACAAGUGAAUCCCCUGGCUCUCUCCGGGUCCCGAUUGAUUCAUGGGAUUGUUUUUGUUCAGUCAGAUGGAGUGGAGGGGGGCUCCUGGGUAUCCUGUAGUCUCUUUGUCUGCUGUCUCUGACAGCAGAGCACAGCCAUGUUGCUGCUGCUGCCUUAGCUGCUGUCAGCUACCUUUCAAGGGGCUGCUUAGAGAAGCCAGGCUUGGACGCAUUACAUCUGCAGGUCCACUGGCAUGACAAGGAACGUGAAUUUACUGAGAAAACACACUCCAGCUCUUUCAGUUUGUAGCACACGGCUGGAGGGCAGGCUAUAGGCUAGCUAGACAACGACCUGCUUGCUUGCUGUCUCCCAACCCCCACUUCAGUAGAAACCCUAAUAUAGGUGAUGAGUUGAAAGUGCAAUGUUCUAACAAAGGAAAAUAUUUUUUGAUGUUGCCUUUUUUAUAGUAUUGAAAUAAUUGGGACAUGAAAACUACACUGAUUAGGUUAAUUCAUUAGGAAUUUGGAAGUGGGUUUUGUAAACUACCUUGUUCACAGCAUUAACAUAUGUUGUAAGUAGCACUUAGCAUCUGUUGUUUGAUUAUUGUGUCUUCUACACGAACUGAAGUGUUGCAACCAUAAGGGCUUUCAUAAGUGGUCCGACAGGGUCAAAGGAGUGCAUCUGUUGCACAUAGAUUUAGUUGAGUUAAUGUUCUUGAACAGGAACUUAGUGAAUUGAAGAGUUGGAAUUCCUGCUUUAUUCACAAGGAGAAUGUUGAGUGCAAACACUCAGAAGCUACAAAACAUACUAAAGUAUUUAUUUUCACUGUUUUCUUAUAGGACUGGGCUUUUCUGCCUACCAGAUGUCACGACAAAGCCAAUGGAGUGCCCUGCAUUGAAACCUGGUUGUGAAAUCCCCGAAGUCCUGACAGCGGAGCCGGUGACUAAACCACCCAGCCAGGCUUCACAUCAUAGACCAAAGGAUGAAAACACGCUCCCUGAAAAUGAUCCACUAGGUGCCCAUCUCCCUGCCCCUCUGCCCACACCAGUGCCCGCCGGGCAGGCUCCAUACCCUCCUUAUUUUGAAGGAGCUCCCUUCCCUCAGCCCAUAUGGGUGCGCCACAGCUAUGGUCAAUGGGUACCUCAGCCACCACCGCGAACAAUCAAGAGGAAGAAGAGGCGGACCCGAGAGCCCGGGCAGAUGACCAUGAGCACCAUCAGACUCCGCCCCCGGCAGGUGUUGUGCGAGAAGUGUAAGAACACGCUGAACAGUGACGAGGACAGUAAAGAUGGGAUGCCUACCACCAAGACGUCUAGAAAAGAGAACGCGCCAUACAGCGAUGAAGACUCCAAAGAGGGGUCCAUCAAGUUGGCCAGGAAAGAGGAUGCAGACGCCACCAAGGAUAACAACAAGAGACGGGAGAACGGCCCCACUGGCUACGACGGCAAGCGGCUCCGGAAGGACAAAAGGGAUGAGGAACCAAAGUUCCCUGCAGCGGACAUCAUUCCCCACAGCCCAGUCAUCAAGAUUUCGUACAGCACUCCGCAAGCCAAGGUCGAGGUCAUGAAGAUCCCAGCUCGGGUCCAUGGCUCCGUCAAGCCCUUCUGCCCCAAGCAACUGAUGCAGAACGGCCUGAGAGACCACCAGGGCAAGGUGCCUGAGACCACCACCCUAACCCAGACUCAGGAGCAGCGCCACAUCCUGGACGCCACCAGGACGGGCCUGACAGUGUCCAUUCCCAAACUCAAGCUCCCCAGGCCCCUAACAGCCAGCCUGGACCUCCCCUCCCCAAAGAUCCGCGUGACGACCCUGGGGGACGGAGAGGACAGCCUGACGGUGUACGAGGCAGAGCUGGUAGAGAGGUCAAGGAAGAAAGGCCCCAGGGUGCCAGUCCCUGGUCCCCUGCCCCACUCGGAGGACUCUGAGGAGAAGACCCCCAUGGAGCUGUGGUCAGGGAGCUCCGGAGAGGAGGCAGACCGAGGCCACAGUGACCUCACGCUGCUCAUCAACUUCCGCAAGAGGAAGGCGGACUCCUCCAGCCUGUCUGUGUGCAGCACCGAUAGCCUGGACGAAUCAAAAUCCUUCAGCUCAGACGGCACGCCCCCGGAGCUGUGCGACCUGGCUCCCGGAGAGCACAUCUCAUCUGUGUCUUCCUCGUCGAUCUCGCAAGACAACAGCAAGACUGUGCCGCCGCUCACCGUGCGCCUGCACACGCGCAGCAUGACCAAGUGUGUGACGGAGGAGGGCCAUGCGGUGACCGUGGGAGACGUGGUGUGGGGGAAGAUCCAUGGGUUCCCCUGGUGGCCGGCGAGGGUGCUCCACAUCAGCGGCAGCCGCAAAGAGGAGUCUGUUAACUGCGAAGCCCAGUGGCCAGAGGCUAAGGUGGCCUGGUUUGGCUCACCCACUACCUCCCAGCUCUCCGUUGCCAAACUCUCUCCCUUCCGGGAGUUUUUCAGGUCGCGGUUCAACCGCAAGAAGAAAGGGAUGUACCGGCGAGCCAUUGUGGAAGCUGCCAAGGCUGUGGGCCACAUGAGCCCCGAGAUCACCUCUCUACUCACCUCACACUGCGAAACGUAGGUGAGUCCACAACACUCAGACAAUUUGAGUUUGUUCACUAAAUACACAGUAGUCCGGUACCUUGGAUUAAUGCUACAUGCUGGGCAAUGGUUUGGGCACUGAGCUCAUUCAAAUCUUAAUGCAGAAUACACCUUCUCGUUGAAUGCCUAAACUACGUUUUUGCUCACCACACCCUUGUAUGGUAAAAUAUUCUUAAUUGAGUGAUUUUGUUUGACUGAACCCAGGGACGUAUGAUUUGGUCUCAGUCUGCCUACCACUAGUUGUCAUAAAACAUUAUUAGGCCUGAUCAUAUGAAUCGAAAGCACAAGCCCUUGUUCCCUUUGAAUUAUUUUGUUGAUUGGUCUGUGGAAUCAGACCCCAUGUAGCCAAGCACCAGGUCAUUCACCUACACCUAGGUUAAAUAUUGUCUCAGGGUGAUAUGACUGCCAGACAGCUCCCAGGGCCACUGUUUGCUGUGGUGAAGCCCCAGUAGCCAUGUGAAGGUACACCUGCACUAAGCUAUGUUCAUAAUGCACACAAUAAGCUUUUGAGAAUGCCAUUCUUUCCGUAACUCAUAAUGGAAAUAGUUUUGCCACGUCAGCUGUCCAGAGAUCAGUCUUUAAAGUGUCUGAAAUCCAUUGUGUGCAUUACUCAAGAGUGACUUCUGAAAGAAGAUAGUGUCUUGGGUUCAGUUAGAAAUGUUCCAUAUUUUGAAUGGUCAAGUGAGAAUCCAUCUAUUCUGUAAACAUGCAUAACUCUUCCAGUGCAAAGUCUAGGCCCGUAGUUAGAAUGUCCCUCCAUUGGAAACCGUACUGCCAUUAUUUGCCUAAUCUCAUUACUCUGUUUGCUCUCUCUCUCUCUCUGUAGAGUCUGAAGACUGAAGAAUGGUCUUCUUUCAAAGGCUUUGCGGAACUCUGACUCUUGAGUCGUCUAUCCCCAGGAGAGAAAGGAAGCGUGUGCAGUUGCUAGGGUCACUAUUUAUACAGUGUCGUCUCCCCCCCCCCCGCUCCCACAUGGCUGGAGGAAAAUGGCCGCCCAGGUGGAUUGUUGUUGACUGGAUAAGGGAGCAAGAAAUGCCAGUCUGAGGCAUCUCAUGGACUACAAGGAACAGUUCUUCAAUUAUUGUAUUUUUAUUUUUAACCAUAUCAAUAGAAACACACUACAAAUCAGAAUGUAUUUAUUAUCUGUAACCAUUUAUUAUCCACAACAAUUUAAGUUGACCUUUUUACAAUUCCUUAAGAUCUCCAUACUGCUGCUUUUGUAAACAUCCUCCCGACCGAUUGGUCGUGAAGUAGUUCAAUGACAACCAGUCAGAGGGCCUCGUCAGGUCUGUUCAGUCCCAGUGCCAUCCUCAUUGGAAGCCCACCCACUUUUUUUCGAACAGACUGUAUAUCCGCAUUUCUGGUGAAAAGUCUUACACUAAGUUUUUUUACUUUCCAAAUAUGAGAAUGUGAAAGUGUUCCAUCCAGAGAUGGUACUGUAGUUUCUUCUAUCAUACCGUGAUUCAUCCUUGUAGCCUUCUUCAGCAGUCCUAGUUGGAAAUGUCGAUGUAAUGUUAUUUAUACGUUUUUCAAACAUUUGUCUCUUCCAUUUUGGUUUGAAUACCUUAGAAGUGUGGUAUGUAUUGGUCGUUGAUGAGAGAUCCCAAAGUUCAUUUCUACUCACUUUCAUUAUUUAAUGUGUCAUUUAAAGAAAAGCACUUUAUCUGUACCUUGGUGGCCUGCUGUAAGCUCAUUGUCCUUUCACUAACUGGAGUUACAGCACUGCCAGGCAGCGGGAGUUCAUAUCACGGUUGACUAUCGAUGGCCUUGGAGAAUACUUUUUUUUAUUUAAGUUUUGGGACACCAGAGAUUGAACCUUUCAGGGGUGGUUGUGUACACUGUAUUCUUGCAUUUUUGUCUCGGGUGUGUCUUUGUACAUUCUUUCAACAGACCCUAGUUCUAGCCCCAUCAAAUGUUUCCACUGGAGAAAAUUGUCAAAAAUGUCAAACCCUAUGCAUCAAUUAAAGCUUGAUAGUCACUCGAAAAUGCUGUAAGAAUACUGUGAAUUCAACUCUGAGUGUGCUGGUGAAGGGUGCGGGAGAUAGGUGGCUACUCUGUAUGCUCACUACUGGCUACAGGUUGCAGACUGCAGUCCGGAGAGGGAGAGACUGCAGGAUCAACCUUUAUUGACCUUGGGAGUUGAAAGCAGCACUGUUGGAAAGAAGGGGGAAGGGAGGGACAGCAGCGGCAGGAACCAUGGGUUGUUCAGUAGGCACCAAACAGAAGAAAACAGGC